Messenger RNA from Bipolaris oryzae ATCC 44560, 630 nucleotides. RefSeq lists its product as uncharacterized. The transcript has a single exon. The record is from RefSeq and is a predicted model, not a curated record. Bases 1 to 630 code for a protein of 209 amino acids. Lineage: Eukaryota; Fungi; Ascomycota; Dothideomycetes; Pleosporales; Pleosporaceae.
AUGGCAUCUCUACUCCACCUCCCAGCUCCCCUCCCGCCAACAUCCCUCACACUGGGCCAACUCAUUACCGACCCCCUCUCCGACACCUCCAUAUCCCACACCCCAUCAAUCACCCUCGACGAAACCAAUCACGUCACAACCGCCCAAAAAACAACCCUCAAAACCCUCACGAAUCCCACCACAUUCCUCUCUCACCUCGCCCACUCCCCGCAAACCCUCUCCUUCCUCCGCAAAACAACCCUCCAAGGCAAACCAAUCUACCUCGUCACCGCCCUGGAAACCGCACAAAAGCCCUCCUCCUCCACUACCGCCUCCUCAACUUCCGUCCGCCGCGUAGACUCAGCAUCAGACAUCCACUCUAAAUCCUCAAAGCAAUCAGCGGAUGAGUCGAUAGUAGCGGUCGGGCUGAGGGAGGUGAAAUGUAAAGUCGAAGAUAGAGAAGCACCACAUGCGUUGGAGGAUAUUGGGUUUGAGUGGGGGUAUUACGAGGAUGGGGAGGAUGAUGGACAGGUGGCUGUUGGGUUAGGAGGAGUACUGAGUGUUGAUGGGGAGGGCGCGAAGGACGGUAGGGGGAAGAAGGAACAAAGAGAGGAAGAGGAUAGUGGAGACGAGGGGAUUGGGGGGUUUUGA